AUGGGAGACAUGCUCUCGCAUGUAGCAUUGGAGCAUGUAGUUGAUGUCAGCCCGACUGCUAACGCUCCCCACCACCAGCUCACCACAAUCACCACCACCGCACCGCAUCUCCAUCCCACCUCUCUUUCCUCCCUCUCCCUCUCGCUUCUCUUUUUACCACAACUUCAUCCAUUUUGUGUGUCUUGGUCAUUGAGCCUCGUCUCUUUACGUUCUCGCGGUCCUCCUUGUCCUCAUCUUCCUCUCGUUCCUCUUGUCCAGAAUCUCUCCUUCCCCCCCCUCCCUUGA
Messenger RNA from Aspergillus chevalieri, 285 nucleotides. RefSeq lists its product as uncharacterized. Bases 1 to 285 code for a protein of 94 amino acids. The record is from RefSeq and is a predicted model, not a curated record. Lineage: Eukaryota; Fungi; Ascomycota; Eurotiomycetes; Eurotiales; Aspergillaceae. The transcript has 2 exons.